This is a messenger RNA of Guyanagaster necrorhizus, 1432 nucleotides long. RefSeq lists its product as uncharacterized. Gene Ontology annotation, biological process: mitochondrion organization. The record is from RefSeq and is a predicted model, not a curated record. The coding region runs from base 99 to 1157 and encodes 352 amino acids. Gene Ontology annotation, cellular component: mitochondrion; membrane. NCBI's taxonomy places the organism in Eukaryota, Fungi, Basidiomycota, Agaricomycetes, Agaricales, Physalacriaceae. The transcript is spliced from 8 exons.
AAUGCUGCUUAUUGCACCGUUUGUUUCCAAGUUCAUUGUGAACAUAAAACGGAGGAUAGGCAGAAAAUGUGUCACCUGCCAGGGGUCGGCAUCUUCCGAUGCCGACGGUCGCUGUCUUCGUCUGGUUUCAUUGCUCAGCAGUUCACCACGAAAAUGGACGACGAGACACUGCGAAGAUUUGCGAACCAACUGCGAAAGACUGCCUCUGGAGGUCCUCGUCCACCUGCAGGAUUUUUUGCUGGGACAGGCCUCCUUGUUGCCGUCGUCGCGGGUGGUUUCGCGCUGAACGCCAGUUUGUUCAACGUCGAUGGUGGUCACAGAGCGAUCAAAUAUACUCGGUUACACGGUAUUACAGAAGAGAUCUAUCCGGAAGGGACUCACUUGAUGGUAUUCACUUGGAGCCCUAUUUUUGUAUCCAACCUGCUGACCUUUUGCAGAUUCCCUGGUUUGAAAAGCCGAUUCUUUUCGACAUCCGUGCAAAGCCGCGGAGCAUACCCAGUUUGACGGGCACAAAAGACUUGCAAAUGGUUAACAUCACUUGUCGUGUCCUCUCACGACCCUCAAUACAAGAUCUGCCCAAAAUAUAUCGACAGCUUGGCAACGAUUACGAUGAGAGAGUAUUGCCGUCCAUCGUCAAUGAAGUCUUGAAGAGUGUUGUUGCCCAGUUCAAUGCUAGUCAGCUAAUUACCCAGCGAGAAAACGUGCGUGUUGCCUUGCUUAUCCUUGUCCACUUGGUCAACGUCGAUCAGGUUUCUCGACUUGUGCGAGAGCACUUGACAGAGCGGGCGACCAAAUUUAAUCUUAUCCUUGACGAUGUUUCCAUCACACAUGUCGCAUUCUCGCCUGAAUUUACGCACGCCGUGGAAGCAAAGCAGGUUGCGCAACAAACUGCAUUGAGAGCAGCUUUCCAAGUCGACCAAGCUGUCCAAGAAAAAGAGUCCAUCAUUGUUCGAGCGAGCGGAGAGGCUCAGAGUGCCGAACUCCUUGGAGAAGCCAUGCGACAGAACAAGGGGUUCCUCGAACUUCGUCGGCUAGACGCCGCACGGAGCAUUGCAGAGGUGUUGGCAUCGUCUGGAAACAGGGUGUUGUUGGACUCCAAGUCACUCCUACUUAACGUGACUGAGGACAUGAAGGACUUGAUGUCACCAAAGAAGUAAUACAACAUAGCAGUUAUUCUUAUCCUCAUACGCAAUUCUCAAUGCAAUCAAAUCCUCCCUCUACCUAACAUGCAUAAUUCCUUCCUUCCUUCCUUCCCUUCCUUCCACAUCUAUAUCGCCCAGGGUCUAGGCUGAGAGCUUUGACAUUGCCACGGUGCGUCUGGGGUCCGUUCUUCCACUGUUCGAGAGCUUUUUUUUACCUCUCGACGACCUGAAGAGGCCGCUGUUUCUGGAACGGACGUUGAUAAAUAUGAUCUUUUUCCGUUCGCCGGAAA